Molecule: messenger RNA, 2314 nt
Organism: Pectinophora gossypiella (pink bollworm)
Lineage: Eukaryota; Metazoa; Arthropoda; Insecta; Lepidoptera; Gelechiidae
Gene: asun
Product: protein asunder
Exons: 13
Coding region: 291-2192 (633 amino acids)
Biological process (GO): centrosome localization; regulation of mitotic cell cycle
Cellular component (GO): integrator complex
Source: RefSeq, a predicted model, not a curated record
UAAAUUUCCUAUUGCUUGAAAAUAUAUUCCAGUAUCAUUAACCCAUGUUAAUAUCAGUUUUUAUAGUUAUAAUAUGUCUUGUUAUUUUAUCAAUAAAAUUGGAAAACGAAAUCUGUUUUUUAAACCAACUGCAUCUGUUAUCAUAACGAUAUAAACAUCUUUAAACACCUUAUUUUGACAACUCAAAAAAAAGAAAGUUUUAUUUUUGUUACCGUACCGAUUUGUUUUGAGAAUUUACCAAAAUAAAGUGCAUACAUGCUAUCUGAACUAGUUAGUAAAACUUGUGAACUAUGUUCCCCAUAAAUCAUAAGACUAUAUUUGUUCUUGACCAUACUCCAUACUUCGGUAUCUCGUCGGACAAUCCUAUCGACUUCGAUGUAUCCAAAAGCCGGGGUCCUGGAUAUGUACCCUUACCCCCUAUAUGCAAAUCCUUAUGGACCUGCAGCGUGGAAGCGGCAGUAGAGUACUGUCGCAUUGUGUGGGAUUUAUUUCCUGAAGGAAAACUGGUUCGCUUUGUUAUAAGUGAUUCCAGUGCUCAUAUCCUAAACACAUGGGCAACAACACAACAAAAUUUAACACAUAUUCUAAAUGGGCUAUGCCUAGUGGGUCCUGUAAGAAGAGGCGCUGGAGGUGAUGUUGUAGGCUUAGUUGCAGCUAUAGAGUCUCUAUGUGAGCCUUCUCCCUCCCAGUCAUCUAGACCUCCUGCAGAAAGGCUCUUUCAGAACCGAGGGCGAAUAAUCUGCAUUACCAGUGCCAGGGAUGAUAACUCAAUCAGGAGUCUGGCAGAAAUAGCUCUCAACACUCUAGUUAAUCAGAAUAAGAAGGCUUCAAUGUCUCAACCCUCCACCACUACAGGGGACAGCGAAGCACCACAGUCAUUAGUGAUACACUACUGCCAUUUAGUAAUAAUAAACGUAACGCCCGAAAAAGCUGAAACUGGUGUAACCAACCAACCACUUACGGAGAUGGGCGGAGGUAUCAUGGGCGUAGAAGUGAUCGUGUCCCGAGCGAGCGGGCUAGCCAGCUUGCUCGGACGGCUGGUGUUGCCACACUACAAGCUAGCCAUUACUACUGUAACUGGUAUCCCUAUGAAGGAAGAACAAAACGCGAGUUCGAGUGCCAACUACGACGUUGAGAUCAUACACUCGAUAGAAGCCCACGCGGGACUGCGAGCCACGCAGACGGCCGCCGAGGCGUUGGAAUCUGUGGUACUCCGCUGGUGGACGCCGCGCGGCGCGGAGGGCGGCGCCGGCGGUUGCAACGGGCCGCUGUGGCGCGUGACGCCGGCCGACGUGGCCUCGCGGCCCUCCGCCUGUCUCGUCAACUUCCUGCUCAACGGACGCUCCGUCACUCUUGAAGUCCCUAGGAAAGGCGGCGGCAGGUCAGCUUCGCACGUGUUGGCGGCUCAGGGAGGGGAACUGUGGAUAGGCGCGCUCGGCGGCCGCACCCCGUAUGACGACCCGCCCGCACUCUCCGAAGGCGCGGGCGGCAGGGUCACUGACUACAGGAUCAAAGAGUUCGGCGCUCUCAUGCAACAAAACAAGUUGUACCCGCUGCGAGGCGCCGGCGCGAACGCUAGGGCGCGUGCGCGACUGCAGCGACAUACGACCUACUGGCCACUCACUAUAUCUUCCACGCUUAUAUUCAACCUGGGAUCGGUAAUGGAGCCACUGACGCGACUCGUGGUGCAAGAGUCGUUGACCGACGACGAAGUGGACGCGUGCCGCAACGUCCUAGUUGCGUUGCUCGGCAUGGAGACGCGGCAUGAGUUCCCCUCCGCGCAACUGCCCUCCAACCUGCGGGGUAAAUCAAGCGGACGACGCGAAGAGCAAUGGCGUCAAGUAUGGAGCGAGCUUGAAGCCCUCAUCCGAGCGCAUUCAGCGUCGCCUGCGCACAGAGCACUCCUGCGCACGCUGCUUGAAUGCCGCGCGCACAACCACGGCAGUGAUGGUGAAUCUCGGGCGACGGUCAUCAGAGCUACUACUGAUUCUCCGUUGUCUCCCGUUGGUUCCGGCAACGGGGCCUCCAGCGGCAAUGGCGGGGAGAUCUGGGCUCCUAGGAAUGUUCUGGAAGCGUUGCUCGGAGCGCCGCGGCCUAACCGCCGCCCAGACUUCGCAGGACGCAUGGCCGCGGGCAACAGGAUAGCCACGCUGUAUCCACAGUUACAGCAAGAUGUCGAGUCGCAGCACUAGUGGUGAUGAAUGAUGCUUGUAACUUAGUAUUUUUAAGAGAAAGUAUGUUCGAACGAUGGGUGAUGAUGAUAAUGUAAGUACUGUGUAAAUAAAUAUAUGAAUUAAAAUUUGAUAUCACUUUA